Messenger RNA from Coccinella septempunctata (seven-spotted ladybird), 8102 nucleotides. RefSeq lists its product as uncharacterized. Bases 104 to 7870 code for a protein of 2588 amino acids. Lineage: Eukaryota; Metazoa; Arthropoda; Insecta; Coleoptera; Coccinellidae. The record is from RefSeq and is a predicted model, not a curated record. The transcript has 140 exons.
UGUGUUCUUAUUGAAUCCUCAUUAGUUCUUUGUGUUCGUUUGUGUGAACUUGUUUUUUAUUGUAUUUUUUGUGAGUUACCACUGUGUUGUACCGUUUUCCAAAAUGAUGAAUGGUUCGAAUAACCAAAACGACAAUGGGAUGAUACAUCCUGAAAAUGGUGGUAUCAACCCUCACCGGAAUGUAGAAAUGGAUGGGAAUCAUGAACAUGCGGAGGCAGUAGAGGUCGAUGCAGAACCUAUUCCGGAUGUACAAUGGAUAGGACCGAGAGCACACCCAGUUUUAGUAGAGAACUACUUCUCUGUUGUCCAACAUGCACAACGAGUUACUUUAAUGGAGCAAGAAAUGAGUUCGUCGUCAGAUGAUGGAACAUGCUUUAGAGAACCAGCACAGUUUUCGCAGAUAGUGAAUCCUGAAGACAAUUCCAACCUCAGCGACACAUUAGGAACGGGAACUUCAUCUCGGUCAGACACAAUGCAUCCUCCAAGCCCUAUGGAAAUCGAGAGCUUCCAACAGCCAUCGUCUAGUAGACUCAAUAACUCGCUUCAAGUUUCAAAUGUUUUCGAGGCUUUUGCUAGGGUUGCAUCUGCUCAAUCGGAUCAAGCAGGCUCAUCAAGUCAAGACCAAUCAUCUGCACCAUCAACACAAACUGAAGCCUCUGGCUCAGGGCAAUCUUCCACGCACAGUGGUCAAGCUGCAACCUCUGGUACACAGGCAAUUGAGGAACUUCGGUUUAGAUAUCGUGAUGAUGCAACAACCAUCCAGCUCCUGUCACUUGAAGGCGAGGGAGAAAGCGAUGGUACUGUGAGUAUUCCCGUAACGGAUGAAGCAAUGUUUGCACCGAGGUAUGUUCUAUCUCCGAACUCUGUAGAACGCAACCCAAUGUUGGCCAGCUUGUUAGAAAAAAAUGAUAAUUUUCCUGACGAUGUUGUAUUGGAAGGCGACAAGGGGGAUCUUUAUGAGGCUCUCUUGAAGAAACAUGAGGAAGCCAAACAAGUUGAUAAUUCAAUCCCCAGAGAGCAACCACUCGAAAAAGGGUCCACUAUUUUCAUGGAAUCAGGUAUGACACACUUCAGACAUUGCGAUAUUACCAAAACGCUCUACCGGCAUGCUGGCAAUAUUGUGGAAAGAAUUAGGAAAAACGCCUAUCGCUUAGCGAAUGAUAGAACCACAAGACCAGUUAUACCUUUGGCCUUAUCACCAUUAGUAGAUCUAGGGAUUUUCCACAUAGUCUUUCCUGAUGCCGGAGGCGCUCCUUAUUUUUUUCUUUGGGAGGAUACCGAUCAACAUAAGAAAACUCCUUCCAACGGACAUACUAACGGUAAACAGAAAGAGUUCAAGCCAAGCGAAGAAGACUUAACGACCGUUGGGCAUGCUUUGCAUUUACCGGAGGAAAUCAAAUUUAUCGGACGCUUGGUCAUUCCAUUGGAUUUCUCAGAAAAGUCUUAUGUAAACAAGCUUGGUGGAUUUCCAUUGCAUGUACCACCAGGAAGUGAGGUAAAAAUGCAUAUAUCGGAGUCCAACCUACAGAAGAAAAAUCCAAUGUUGAGUGCUUUAUUGAACCUAAUCAAAGAAACACCAACAGUAAUGCUGAACAAUCCAAUUACAACAUCGAUGAUUACGACUCCUCCUCCAGAGUGGAAGUUUCUCUUAUCUUUAGUAGCUGAACUCAACAUGGGAAGAAUAAAGGCAUUGACAGAAGCGAGGAAUUUUAUAUUAGAUGAGGCAUACAAGAUAGUUCAGAAGGUGAAUCCUAAACUAGCUAAACAGUGGAAGGAACUGGACGCAAGAAUUCGGAACGAUGUGGAAAACCCAAUUCUGGAAAAAGUACGAAAUAAAAUAUUAUAUCGAGUCAUAAAAAUAAUUGCGAAGUUUGAACCUCUGUUGGCGAAGUAUUGGAAUGAUUGUGAUGCAGAUUUUGAGUUACUCGACCUAUAUCGACCCAAGAAAGACUACUUUCCGAAACAAAUACCACAUCAACCUGUAAGCUACCUAGUGUACAAUGUGACAAUAAGGGGAGGUCCUGAAAAUCCUGAUAGUCCCCCUACUAACCCCCCUACUAGUCCUACUAAUCCCGAAUCACCGACAGAAGAGACACCUGUUCAAAGAAGGGAGUCCACAGACGAUCAACAGAGCUCCGAAGAUGAGGCCCAACGUGGACUUGGCAUCUCAGAAACGCCGCCUGGAGAAACAGAAGAUACAAGCAAAGUCGAGGUGGAAGAAAUUAGUUGUGCCCAGGAAAAUCAAACACCUGUGCAAGAAGUCACCCCAGCACAGGAAAGUCAAACAACUGUUGAAGAAAAUACUACAGCCCAUGCGAAUCAAAGUCCUGUCGAAGAAAAUGCCACAGCUCAGCGAAAUCAAGCUUCUGUAUCAGAAAAUAGGCAAGUUCGACACCAUCUUUUUUAUCAAGAUAGAGCAACAGCAGAAAUGAUGGAAUUUAUGAGCAGACUACCUUAUCCAAGAAGUAAUAUAAGGACUCAUCCUGCCGCAUUUAUUAGAGAAAGAAUUAAUGCCGCUAUGAGUUUCAUUCAGGCUGGAAGUACCACUGUAAGAUGUGGUCCACAACAGCAAAAUCAAGCAACAAGCUCUGCAGCAAGUAGUGUUCAUCACCUCUCAGAUGAAAACACGCCUCCAACAACGGAUCAACGAGUACCAACUCUAGUAUCGAGCCGAUCUGCGAAUGCACCUACCCCACUACAGACUCAUGUUAAUACCGAAAAUAUACCACAACCUAGCACUUCUGGAAGUACACAGCCUUUCAUCAUACCCCCAGCUCUUCAACAAGCUGAAGAUCAUCCUCUACCACGGAGCCAUAUACCUAUACUCCAGGGGCCUCAACUACCUCGACUACCGCUCGAUAGUCUCAGUUCAAUAAUUGACCCACAGCUACUUCAGCGCCUUGCAGCUAAUCGAGUUAGAGUACAGAUUGUUCCCCGACCUCAACCACCUAACCAAGGAAUGAAUUUAGAGGCAUAUGUUAGGGCCCGAACGCCACGUGUUUUUUCGACUCCUAUUCAGCAGAGACACCCUAUCACAGCUUCCAUACUGAGUAGUCCGACCAGAUCUUCUAAGGUCCAUCCAAAGUAUAAGAAUCGAUUAGGAAUAUGCAGUGCAGGGGACAGCCCAGCAGCUUUUACCAUUCCGAAGCCACGAAGAACGAACCCACCAAGAUUUUGUAAGUCCAAGGCUCGGCAGGGUGGUCCAUCCCAGGCGUAUUUAAAUUUAGAGGCCAAACGCAGAUUAGGAAACUUUUCGUAUGAGGCUUCAGGAAUCAGAGUUCGAUAUGUACAACCGACAGAUGGAGAUAAUGCUGUGACAACAAUGAAUACGUCACAACCGUCUUCUUCAAGGAAAAGGAAAAAUGAAGAUCCUAGUACAGGAGGAACUAAAUCGAAACAGCCAACCCCACAAGCAUCCCCAAGGAGAACGGCAACAUCCACUGCAACCCUACAGCAAUGCCCACCACCACAACCAACAGCAGGGAGUUCGCAAAGUAGAGAGACGAGAAGUUCAGAGCAGAGAAAUUUUCCGCAACAGCAAGAAGAUAUUCCAAAGGACGAUGAUGAAGAGGAAAUGCAACAGGGGAGUUCGCAAAGUCGAGAGAAGAGAAGUCCAGAGCAGAGAAAUCUUCCGCAACAGCAAGAAGGUAUUCCACAGGUCAAUGAAGAAGAGGAAAUGCAACAAAGGAAUGAACAACAAUAUCCAGAAUUGGUCAGACGUUUGUCAACCCUUGCUCAGGAGAACCUUGAAAGAUCUGCAGAAAGGGAUCAAUCAAGGACAGAAACAGAGGAAAGCACUCAGCAACCUAUAAGAGAUAGUGUUGAAUCUGAACCUGGAAGAAUACAGGAGCAUAGUCAACAUCCUCCUGACGUUGGAAAUGAAUCAAAUAUUGCAGGAAGAGUACAUCCCACUCGAGAAGUCAGUGAAGAAAGUCAACCAGUACCUGGAGAAAGACAGGAGGUUACUCAACAACCCACAACACAUAGUCAAUCAGAAACUGAUGCAAGAGUGAAUCCAACCCCAAGUUCCUCUGCUGCAGGAAGUCAACAUAGGAAUGAAGCUGAUAUUCAACAAUCCUCAACAUCCACAAAUCACCAAACGGCCAUUUUCCCACCAUAUGAAGGUCUUGCUGCGGCAUUAGCAGAAAUGUUGGAAAACAGGAAAAAACGACAAGAAUCUGGGCAAACACCACAGCAGACAUCUCAGACUGUGCCGAGUACUCCAAGAAGCACCCCUCCAAGACAUCAAACAAGACAAUCACCACCGUUGAGAACAUCGGCAUCAGACCGAACCUAUGCAGACAUGGACGAUUCUUCUAACUCUUUUUACUACGUAGUAAACGAAAACGAAGAAGCACCUCCAGGAACAGUAAAAGUUGUGAUGGAAGGACUUGGCCUUGCACUGUACGAAAUGAUCAUCAAGUCGAAGAAAACCAGUGGAUCAGCACAGCAACAGCAAUAUGAUCCCAACCUUCUUUCUACUGGAAAUGCUCCAUUGCAGAUACCUACAACAAAUUAUUAUCAGAUACCGACAACAUAUUAUUAUCAGAUACCGACGACAACAUGUUAUUGUCAGAUGCCGACAACAUAUUAUUAUCAGAUACCGACAACAUAUUAUUAUCAGAUACCGACAACAUAUGAGACGCCCACAACAUAUCAGACGCCUACAACAUUUCAGAGGCCUUCAACAUAUCAAAUGCCUACAGCAUAUGAUAUGCCUACAACACAUCAGAUACCUACAACGAAUCAUCAUCAUGUUCAUGAACAAAUUUCAUCAAUUGGAAUCCCUCCAGCAGAUGGGCAACAUGUUGGCUCACCUGCUUUGGCUGGUAGUAUAUAUGAAUGGAUCAAUUCACCACCACAAGAGCUUCAUACAUUCCCACCAUUUUCUCCUGCAAACACUGUUGAAGAGCCUGUAUAUCAUUCACCAUUUGAUACUCCUGGUUCAUCUAGUGUAUAUUACGAAUAUUCGCAGGGCCAACAAAAUAACUUGCAGGUUUGUACACCUCCUCCUUCUAGAGCUACUUCCGUGGACAUUGAGCGUCAGCAGCAACAUGUUGAGUGCCCUCCAGAGCAACAACAUUUUGAAAGUGGUUCAACACCCCCUUCUGCCACAACUAAUGCUCCCAGAAUCAUCGUGCACGAGCAUUUUAUUAUCAGGCCCGUCUCUGAUCAAAGUACGGAUAUUUCGACAGCACAGCAGCAACAAGUUUCUACACCACUUUCUGGUACCAGUAGAAGUAUAGAAAUAGAUUCCGAAAAUCUUCAACUUGGUGGUUCCCCUGCUUCUCCUCGAAGUACACCUUUGGAUCUAUCUUCAGCAGAUCGGCAGAAUGUGGCUUCACCUUCUUCUGUUAGAAGUGUACCCAUGGAUAUUUCGCCACUAUCUGAUCAGAUUAUUCGUACACCACCCUCUGCCGGAAGUGCAAUGAUGGAUAUUUCUCCAGAGAAUCAGCGGCAUAGCAGCGCGAAUUCUACUGCUGGAAGUAUGGACAUGGAAAUAUCACCGGAACCUGAUCAUCAAGAAAGAGUACAUCCUAGAUCAUCGGGUAGUACCAGUUGCAACGUAUCUCCAUAUUCAAACAGUCGACCUGGUCCUUCACGAGUGGCUUCUACGGAAUUCAAAGUUCCAGAUACCCCUCAAAGAAGAAGAAGAAGGAGGAGAAGAAGUUUGCCAAUUAAUAAUUCGGAUCAUAUGGAGAUUCCCCCUGGAAUGAGAAGAACAAUGAGUUUUCCUGGCAUUGAAGUUCAUGAACCACCAUAUUAUCUGAAAAAUGUAGCGUUGAGUUAUGUUCCACCACUUGGGGCACCUCUCAGACUAACUAAUAGGCUUAGGAGACUGCCAGUUCAGCAUUUCAUUGGACUAGCUAGAAGCUUUAUUAACAAAGCUCCCAGAUGCAAAUGUCAACUGCCUGCACAUCUAUAUAAUACAAGGGCGGUUCAGAUGGGCAUUCGUCGAAUGUUAGCUCAAACAACUGAUUCCGAUCUGCGUCCUGUGACGCCUCGUCCAGUCCUGGAACAGAUUGCACCAUUUGCAUUAGUGCAAGACAAUCCGAAUGAAAAUCCUCCAGAAAAUGACGGUCAAUCUAGAGCACAGUCCCUCGUUGAUUGUCUGACCAGUGUACCUAUUUCGCCUUUCGACCCGGAAACAGUACCAUGCAGCUAUCGUGCAAGUUUCGUGGAGAAAAUUUUGACUACUGAAGAUCUAGGUUCCACAAACUAUGCAAAAGUAGCAAGAAUGUCGUACGAUGAUUUGAGAGCUUAUGUGAAUGAUUAUUUCAUUAAUUAUGAGAGGGACAAAAACAAAAACCUUAGGCAGUCUGUUACGGGUUUACGAUCAGACACUGCACACUUGUCAAGAAGUGGUGCAGCAAGCACAUCUAGAUCCCAAAGUACAAAUAGGGCACGGAGUUCUUCAGUGCCCACAACAAUAUCAACAGGCGCUGUUCCCAGGAGGACAUGCUGCUUGAAAAUUUCAAGCACGCAUAGUCGUAAACCAAUCACGCGUUUUUCACCUCAUCUUGUUUGUGGAACACCAAGCAAUCAGAGGCGUUCUGUGACUCAUACUACUCUGAGUUACUCAAACUCACCAAUCAUGUCAGAUGCACCCUAUACAGCGGGUAUUUCUAGGAUACCAACUGCACAUAGUUCCAAUAACCCGCGACUAAACCCGGCUCCAACACCAGGUUUAUCUGGUUUAGAUCUUCGUAUUGGUUCCAGAAGAAGUUCAACUGAAGACACGCAUGAACCAACGAUUGCGAGUCAAGGUUCGUCGACUGCACCCUUUGAUACGGAUGUUACAGAAGACACAUCUAGAAUGCAAAGAGCAGAAGAAACUAUUUACUCGCAAAUCACCUCGGGUCCUGCAACCAAUACAGCAAUGACAACUGAUUUGGAUUCAGGAGUCGCCACAAACAUAAUACAUGGAAUACAAAGUCCAGACUUGCCUAACAAUACACAAUUAACAUCGGAACAACACCAAGAAAACUACUUCGACCAGACUGACCCUCCCACUACAAUAGUCGUACAACCUGAUAUCGACACAAUGGUAGCCACAAACCUAUAUGGAAUACAAACAGCAGAUGAAGCUUCACAUAUGGAAAUUGCUCCGACUGAAUACCUUCAAAACUAUCAGGACCAUGUUGCCACUGCCACAACAGUCAUGCCACCUGAGUUCGAUACAAACAUAUAUGGAACACAGAGUGCAGACUUAGCUAGUAAUACACAGUUAACUCCGGCACAACACCUUCAAAACUACCUAGACGAGACUGCACAACAUCUCCGAAGUCUUGUCUAUACCUAUGAUCUUGAAAGUAAUGUCAGUUCAUAUACGAGUAGAGACAGACCUUCAACAAGCUUCUCUUCUAAUACUCAUGAAUCGACCAAUUACCAAUAUCCCAUAGAAGAAUAUAAUGCUCAACAACAUAAUCUUGAGGAGAGCCAGAGAUCUACCCAAUCAUCCAGACAAGCUGUACAUUUGUCAAGCUAUGUAAAUCCCGAAAUUGCACAAAUGUACCAACUGCAUGAGCCAGUACAGGAAGCACAUCCAACGUCUAUUCCUUUAAUGAGCAAUAUACCAGAACCCUACCAGAUUCUGUUUCAAGAGAACACCAGACGGCGUCGUUCCACCAAAACCGAUUCCUCCAGAAGGAGUCAAUCAGGUCCAGCUGAAUCUAUGAGGAGAACUAGUCCAAGAAAGAGCCAUAGUGAAAAGAAAGAAAACAUCAACAAUUUCGUCUGUGAGACCUGUGGUAAAGUUUACAAAUUCGAAAAAAGGUUUAUAACCCAUAAGUCAGAAUGCAAAAAAAAGAAAGAGGAAAAGGAUAGGUCUUCGAAAUCUAAGAGGAAAUAUGGCCGAGAUUCACUAUAGUAUAACGAGCACUGUUCGAUGUUUACAACGAGUUGAAUGCGAAUAUUCAUCAUUCUAAUUAUCUUCUUCUAUAUAUUUUAAAUAAUUUGUGAUUAUUGAGAUUGUUGUGUUUUGUUUAAUUGUAUGUUAAUAUUUCAGUAUAUUGAUAUCUUCAUUAGGUUUUUAAUCAUGUAAAUCAUUAUUUCCUUCAAUGAGCAAUGAUGUAAAGAAAAAAUGUUUUUACCUAAUAUAA